AUGAUCGUUUUGCUGGUGCUGGUGUCCGUUGCGUUCGCUCAGAAGGAUUGUCUACUUAUGAAGGAUAAAGGUACAAAUUGUGGUGAACCAGCCGGUCAACGAUUUUUCUUCGACGAACACACGAAAAGAUGUCAACCUUUCUUUUACAGGGGUUGUGGUGGGAAUGGGAACAAUUUCAAAACUCGUGAAGAAUGUCAGAAAAAAUGCUCAAAUGUAAAAGGACAGGAAGCUACCGCCAUAGAUGCUGUUUGUAAGUCGGGUGCAUACGCUGCCGGUGCUACUUCUCUGGAUAAACCAUUACCGUGUUCGGAAUGUCCAACCGGUUACGAAUGUGAGGGUCAGCUAUGUUGUCCCAAGAAAGAUUACCUGUGUAACCUACAGUACAACGCUGGAAAAUUCGGUGAUCAAGGAUCGCAUCGUCCCAGAUAUUUCUACAGUAAAAACUUCAAGAAUUGCAUGUUAUUCACUUAUUAUGGACGAGAUGGGAAUGCGAACAAUUUCGAGACCUACAAUGAAUGCAAAGCGAUGUGCAUGUAG
Molecule: messenger RNA, 537 nt
Organism: Necator americanus (New World hookworm)
Lineage: Eukaryota; Metazoa; Nematoda; Chromadorea; Rhabditida; Ancylostomatidae
Exons: 6
Coding region: 1-537 (178 amino acids)
Molecular function (GO): serine-type endopeptidase inhibitor activity
Source: RefSeq, a predicted model, not a curated record